AUGAAGGAAACUCUAGUAUUGUAUCCUGCUCCUGGCUUCCCCCACAUGGUCUCCUUGGUAGAACUGGGGAAGCAAAUCAUACAACACCACCCAGACUUCUCCAUAACAAUCCUAGUUGCAUCCACACCUUCAGAAACAUCCACCACUUCUUCCUACAUCGAUCUCAUCUCCAACACAAAUCUUUCCAUCUCCUUCUUCUCCCUCCCCUCAAUCCACCCUCCCGCACCACCACCACCACCCAACCAAGACCUCCAUGAAACCCAACAAAGAGCAGCCUUGGCAUUCCAGUCCAUCCGCCUCAACGUUCCUCCCGUCCUCGAUGCCCUCCGCACCAUAUCUCUCUCCUCUUCCGUCCUUGCUAUCGUAACCUCUUUGAACCCCUUCUCUGAUUACGACCUAAUUCACAUCCCAAUUUACUUCUACUUCACCUCUUGUGCCUCUGCUCUUAGUUUCCUUCUCCACUUGCCCACCAUCCACAACCAAACCUCCAAAAGCUUCAAGGAACUCAAUGAAACCCUCCUGGACAUUCCUGGGUUACCUCCCAUCAAAGCCUCACAGAUGCCUCAACCUAUGCUCCACAGGGAGGACCCCGGUUACCAUUACUUCCUUGAUCUUGGCUCUCGCCUACCCAAGUUGAAAGGGAUCAUAGUAAACACCUUUGAUUCACUUGAGCCGCAUGCAAUCAAAGCCAUUGCCGAUGGUGCUUGUUUCCCAAAAGACGUAGUUCUGGCGCCGCUACACUGUAUUGGGCCAUUGAUCACGGAUGCCAAAGAUCGAGCUGGGACCUCCUACGAUGCAUCAUCCGAAUGUUUGGCAUGGUUAGAUGGACAGUCGAUAAGAAGCGUUGUGUUCCUGUGCUUUGGUAGUAGAGGGAAAUUUUCUGAAGCACAACUUGAAAGGAUGGCUUAUGGGUUGGAGAUGAGCAAUCAGAGAUUCUUGUGGGUAGUCAAGAGUCCUGAUCAGGGUUCAAUUACUGAACCAGACUUGGAGGUCCUAUUGCCAAAAGGGUUUCUGGAAAGGAAGAAAGAAAGGGCUUUUGUGGUGAAGUCUUGGGCUCCACAGAAUGCGAUUCUGAGACACGAAUCGGUAGGUGCGUUCGUGACGCACUGUGGGUGGAACUCGGUGCUAGAAGCAGUGAGCUAUGGCGUGCCAAUGGUGGCGUGGCCAUUGUACGCCGAGCAGCAUUUGAAUGCUGUGGUUUUGGUGGAGGAAAUGAAGUUGGCAAUACCCAUUAAUACGGCGACAUAUAAUUCCAAGGAAGGAGAUAAAGAAGAAGUGUUAUUGGUGAGUGCAGAGGAGGUGGAAAAGAAGGUGAGACAAGUGAUGGAAUUGGAGGAAGGGAAAGUUCUAAGAGAGCGAAGUCUAGAUAUGAGAGUGAUGGCUACGGCGGCUUGGACCAAAGGUGGGUCGUCCUUCACUGCCUUUUCCAAGCUGGUGGCUUCCUGGAAGUAAGGUUGAUGUUGUAGUUGCAGUUGCUGUUACCCGUGGUGGCUUA
This is a messenger RNA of Carya illinoinensis, 1495 nucleotides long. RefSeq names its product UDP-glycosyltransferase 88B1-like. Lineage: Eukaryota; Viridiplantae; Streptophyta; Magnoliopsida; Fagales; Juglandaceae. The record is from RefSeq and is a predicted model, not a curated record. The transcript has a single exon. Gene Ontology annotation, molecular function: UDP-glycosyltransferase activity. The coding region runs from base 1 to 1452 and encodes 483 amino acids.